This is a messenger RNA of Ricinus communis (castor bean), 1176 nucleotides long. Its product is annotated as protein SODIUM POTASSIUM ROOT DEFECTIVE 1-like. Gene Ontology annotation, molecular function: metal ion binding. Lineage: Eukaryota; Viridiplantae; Streptophyta; Magnoliopsida; Malpighiales; Euphorbiaceae. Bases 440 to 1024 code for a protein of 194 amino acids. The transcript has 3 exons. The record is from RefSeq and is a predicted model, not a curated record.
GUAAUGAAGAAUGAAGUCGAAGACAAAGCAGUCAGUUUCUCAACAUUAACCUAAGACAAAGACAGGAAGGUAGAAGGCAUUGAAAAUGUAACUACAUAACAGCACUCACAGUAGUAGAAUAGUAGAUCACUGGUACAGACUAAAGAAAAAAUAAAAGAAAAGACCACUGCCACUACUAAUUAACCCAAUCCUUGUUAGCUAAAUCAUAAAUAUAGCAUGUUACCCUUUUCCUCUCUCUCUUCUAUUUAUUUACUAUCCUCACCUAUAGAUCUUAGACCCCAUUUUCAAUCACUACCACCACCAUCCCCAGCAGCAGCAGCAGCUUCAACUGGAGCUAUAGAGCCUCAUUACCUUCUCUGAGACAUACAUCAAACACCUGUGUUUUCGUUUCUUUAAACCGUAAGAAGUACCUCUUUUAUCACUCUUUCUCCGGGGAGCCAUGGCCAUGAAGGCAAGCAAGAAGAUGAAGGGCGGUGGUUUCAUGUGCCACUCUACAGCAGCAACUGCGGUAUGCACAGUAAGUGGUCCUCGUUCUGCCAUUGUGCCAAGAAGGCCUAACAGAACCACCAUGGUUAUUGAACACUCAAGGUUGAAAAAGACAACAGCUUCUGCUGCCGCUGCCGCUAUCACUCCCAAGUACUCGAGACUCCUAGAGUCUCCUUUGAUUCUUCCAGCUGCUAUCACUAACAGACCAUCAUCGGUCGAGAAAGAAGAAAGCAAUUAUAAGCAGCAAAUUCACAGACCUAUUCCUUUGCAGAAACCAUCUCCUCUACUGGCUUCCUCCUCAUCAUCACCAUUACCAUCAUCUGAUCAAGUUUUUCAGGUGGUUGUUAUGCGAGUAGCUCUUCAUUGCCAAGGAUGUGCUGGAAAAGUGAAGAAACAUCUAUCUAAAAUGGAAGGAGUAACAUCAUUCAGCAUAGACCUAGAGGCAAAGAGGGUUACUGUGAUGGGACAUGUGUCCCCUGUGAAAGUGUUGGAGAGCAUUUCAAAGGUGAAAAGAGCUGAAUUUUGGCCAUGCUCGUGACAAUUUGGAAGAAGAAAUUAUAAAGUUAUUUUCCACUAAACAAAAAAAUAAUUUAUGUGAGUGGAAAAUAGUAAUUAUUAUUGUUAUGUUGUUAACUUUUAUUUCAAGGAAGAGAGGAGAAAUUAAUGUUAAAAUUUUGACUUUUUUUUCCA